AUGACCGGACGCGCUUCGCAGUGGUACCAGCGGAAUUUUCCCCGUGUCGCUUCGCAAAGAUCGGGCGGCAGACUGAAACUGCUACUGCUAUGUUUCGCGGUGGGUUCAAUGCAGGCUACAAUCGCAUGGCUCAGCUACCUCCGUGGCGAUUUGCCUCGCAGCCGUAGCCAAAGCCGAAGACGGGCAGGCCUGGAAGACGACAAGAUCACCCUGCCAACGCCCCGUCCCAUCAACGACCCAUCUGAAGCCGGUGACUGGGAAGAAGGUGGAAAGAAAUUGCUGAAGGAAGGUCCUGACGAUGGUUUGCCACGUUGGUUCCUGGAGCUGAAUGUGGCAGGAUUUGAGCCGGACCUGACCUUCUAUAGCAACUUCAUCGAAAAGGCCGCGCAACGUGGAGAUCUGCGCGCGGCCGAGCGCUGGUUGUCCAACGCGCAGAACGCCAAGUUGGAGCCAAACGGGCGAAUCUUCAGCUUUCUAUGUCUGGCAGCCUCCAAAUCCGGCGAACUGAGUGCCGCGGCGAACUAUGGUGAGAGAGCUGCUCGAUUGGGUGAAGCUCUGGACAAGACUUUGCAGAUCAAACUCUUAUCUCAGGCCUUGGACGAGAGCAAACUGGAUCUGGUGGAACGCUUCUUUUCCUUCGGUGCUGAGCCCGCAAAUGUGAGCACCUACGAAUCGGUGCUGAUGGCUGCGGCCAGCAAUCGAGAUCUGGUCUUCGCGGAAAGGUGGUUGAAACGAGCCGAGGACGCUGAAAGGUAUGUGAACCCCUCCGUUCUUGUGGCUCUGAUGGACGCUGCUGCCUCGGAAGGCAACUUGUCGAUGACGGAGCGCUUCUUCGACUUCGGGGAAGCAAGUGGCAUCCGUCGAGAGAUGGCCGCCUUCAACGUGCUGAUCAAGGCGGCCGCCCUGGCGCGGCGCCCCCCGGCCGCGGAGUACUGGUUCUUCGAAGCGCGACGGGAAGGCCUCCAGCCUUCCCUGAUCACCUACACCUCGCUGAUCAAAGCCUCAGCGCAGACGGGCGAUUUGUUCAGUGCCGAAGCCUGGCUCCGAGCAGCCGAGAGCUCCGGGCUGCGGCUGGACAUCCAGAUCUUCACGGCGGUGAUCGAUGCGGCAGCACGCGCUGGAAAUCUCUCCGCUGCGGAGAGUUGGUUUCAGAGGUGUGAGCAGGUGGGGAAGCCCAGUAUCGUGACCUUCAACACCAUCCUGAGCGCCGCCUGCCGCUCUUCAGAUGCAGAGGCGAAAGGCGCCGCUAUCGAGCGCUGGUUUCGCCGCUGUGAAGCUUCAGGGAGCAGCCCGAACAUCAAGACCUUUAACAUCCUGAUGAAUGCUGCUGCCAAUCGAAACGACUUGAAUGCCACUGAACACUGGUUUCAAGUGGCCUUGACCAAAGGUAUACAGCCUGAUAGCGCGAUGCUGACCCUGUUGCUGACCAUGCUGCUGCAAAACGGUGAUGAGGUGGCGGCCUCGCGUUGGUACAGCGCUGCCAAGCACAGGUCCGUGCGCCUGACGAACAGCUCGCUGGCGGGCAUUGCCAUUGCUGCAGCGCGCAAAGGCAAGUUGGACUUUUCCAAAUCCAUUGUGGAAGAUGGGCAUAAGAUGGGUCUGAAUUUCAGCGUAGCCACCUAUGUGUCACUGGCGCAAGAAGCCUCCAAGAAGGGUCUCAUUGAGGAGACCCAAUCCUGGCAGCAGCUCAGUCAACAGCAUGGCCUGGCGCCCGACGUGCGCCUCUUCGAGGCCGUCCUCAUGGCCGUGGCAGCCGCGGCGACAGCGGAUGUGGCGACAGCGGAUGCGUCUGCGCCGGAUCAGCCGGCGGAGGUGGCGCGCAGGUGCUUCCAGGAGGCCAAGCAGAAGCGGGUCAAGCUGCGGCUGAAGACCUUCAACGCGCUGAUCGAUGCGGUGGGAAAACACGAAGGUCUAAAGGCUGCGGAGCGGACCUUCGCCAAGGUCAUCGAAGAGGGGCUGCGACCCGAUCGAGUGACCUUUACGAUGAUGGUGAACGUUGCGGCAAAGUCUCGCGAUUUGCAGUCCGCAGAGGGCUGGUUCCGAGCGGCACAGGAGGCCGGCAUCCAGGCAGAUCUGGUGAUGUACACUGCCUUGUUGGACGCCGCCGCCAAGGCAGGUCGUGCUGACCUCGCGGAUGAGUGGUUUCAGGAGCUCCUGUCCCAAAAUUUAAAGCCGGACAGCGUGAGCUACACGACCCUCAUGGAGGCGCACGCCAAAAGCGGAGAGAUGGCCUUGGCCGAGAGAUAUUUCGAUCAGAUCCAAUCCUUUCACGGCCUCGGCCGCCCCAGCCUGGAGAGUUACAGUGCCAUCAUCAACGGCCACGCGCGGCUGGGCAAUCUGGACUCGGCGGCCAAGUGGUUCGGCGACAUGGAGCGCAACGGGCUGACCGCAACGGUGGUUCAAUUCAAUCAACUCCUGCGGGCCUGCGCCGAGUCGGCCACGGAUGAGCGACAAGCCUUCGCCGAAGAAGUGUUUAAACGCAUGGUGGAGCGUGGGAUCUCUCCCUCAGAUGGAACCCUGCAAGCCUUGAAAUGGGCUGUUGGGGCCAAUCGGUUUCACGAAAUUUAUUCGAAAAUUGGUAUUUAUCAAGUGCAUUCUCAGAAA
Molecule: messenger RNA, 2604 nt
Organism: Cladocopium goreaui
Lineage: Eukaryota; Dinophyceae; Suessiales; Symbiodiniaceae
Source: the annotation of a GenBank genome assembly